Planococcus citri (citrus mealybug) is the source of this 1405-nucleotide messenger RNA. Its product is annotated as protein yellow-like. The transcript is spliced from 3 exons. The record is from RefSeq and is a predicted model, not a curated record. Lineage: Eukaryota; Metazoa; Arthropoda; Insecta; Hemiptera; Pseudococcidae. Bases 181 to 1371 code for a protein of 396 amino acids. Gene Ontology annotation, cellular component: extracellular region.
CACUUCGUUGUUUUAUCAUCUGCAGUGUCAUCUCUUCAACUAAACAGAUCAGCAACCUUGCAUGUGUAUUGUUUUUACCUAUCUGUUUAUUUUUAUAAAGAAAACGAGGUUUUUUUCCAUCGUACGAGUAGUUUGUUAGUGUAUCAUUUUCGAGGUUCUGGGGAUUCAAAAUUCUCCACAAUGAAGCUGUUCCUUCUUCCUUUAGGCCUGUUUUGCUUGAUUGGAAUCAGCGGAGCUUUCGACUUGACUGAAAAAUUCUACUGGAAUAAACUAGACUUCAAAGUGGACGAUGAGGGAAUUCGUCAAAACAUUCCGACCAACGUGUACCCUCGAGGAUUUGAAAUAUGGAAACAAAAGCUCUUCAUAAGCGUACCAAGGAACAUAUCCGAAAUACCUUACACCCUGAACUAUAUCGAUCUCAACACGACAGAAAAAUCACCGCAACUGCUACCUUAUCCGAGUCUCAAAGCCAACCACUUACGAUACGGCCCAUUCAAGUCAGUGCAUCGUAUGCAUAUCGACGUCUGCGACAGACUCUGGCUAAUCGACGACUCGUCCAGCAAGAACUUCUCGAUCUCACCCAAACUAUUCGUGAUCGAUUUAAACACCGAUAUAAUCAUCAAAGAACACAUUCUCAGCCAGCACGUCAAAUGCAAAUCUUCAUUUCGUAAUCUUAUCGUCGAAGUGAACGAAACCGAUUGCGAAUCUGCCUAUGCCUACAUAGCCGAUCCUGUAGGACCAGCUCUAGUCGUCUAUAGCUUUAAAGAUGACGACUCGUGGCGUGUUCAUCACGCGUUCUUCAAUUUCGAUCCUUUAUCCACCGAUUACAAUACCGGUAAUCUGAAUUACCAAAAAUAUCGAGGUAUUUUAGGUAUGGCUUUAUCAAGACCGAAAGGUAAUCAUAAAAUGCUCAUAUUUCAGCCCCAGUCCUCCAAUCACUUAUUCCUCGUAAGGACUGAUAUCCUCAAAGACCCCUCUAAAGCUAAUAAUAAUUUCCAUAAAUUUAAAGUAUUCGGUCAUAAAGGUAAAAAUUCGCAAUCUUCCGCGUUGGCUUUUGAAAAACAUAAUGGAAUUUUAUUCUAUGGAUUAGUCAAUCAAAAUGCUAUCGGGUGCUGGAAUUCUGAAAAGUUUGGAUACGAUUUGUCCGAAGGGACGGUUGGAGUUGUGGCUAAAAACGAUACGUCAUUGGUAAAUAUUUCUGAUUUGAAGAUCGACUCGGCUGGUAAUUUAUGGAUAUUGAGUAAUAAAUACCCGUUGAUAACGCAGAAGGGAUUGAACGAGCAGGAAAUUAAUUUUAGAAUAUUUUCGGUUCCUGUGGCCGACUUAGUUGCUAAUACUAUUUGUGAAAAAGUUACCGAUGUAGGUGUGUAAAAUUAUUGUAAUAAAUAUUGCUACCAUAAUUUAA